Penicillium macrosclerotiorum is the source of this 336-nucleotide messenger RNA. Its product is annotated as DASH complex subunit DAD1. The coding region runs from base 1 to 336 and encodes 111 amino acids. Lineage: Eukaryota; Fungi; Ascomycota; Eurotiomycetes; Eurotiales; Aspergillaceae. The transcript is spliced from 3 exons. Gene Ontology annotation, cellular component: spindle microtubule; DASH complex; mitotic spindle. The record is from RefSeq and is a predicted model, not a curated record.
AUGGCGUGGCUGUCGUCUACCCCCGGCUCUGGCGGACGCGCUGCAUCCCCCACCGUCUUUGAGCAGCAACGCGAGGAAUUGGUCCGCGAAAUCGCCGUGGGCAUGGAACAAGUUCUACAAAAUAUCAAUCGUCUGAAUCGAAACCUGGAGAGUAUCAUCACCGUCGGCAACGAAUUUGGAUCUGUUGAGGCUCUAUGGUCCCAGUUUGAGAACUUCAUGGGCCGGCCUGAAGAGGAAUUGGAGGAUGCCGCCCAGGGGAAGCGCAAUGUUAGUGGCGAGACCGAAGGCAAUGCAGGACUCCAACAUGAAGAAGGGGACUCCAUGGCCAGCCAGUAG